This is a messenger RNA of Paramacrobiotus metropolitanus, 2660 nucleotides long. Its product is annotated as transcription factor GATA-6-like. The coding region runs from base 607 to 2307 and encodes 566 amino acids. NCBI's taxonomy places the organism in Eukaryota, Metazoa, Tardigrada, Eutardigrada, Parachela, Macrobiotidae. Gene Ontology annotation, molecular function: zinc ion binding; RNA polymerase II cis-regulatory region sequence-specific DNA binding; DNA-binding transcription factor activity, RNA polymerase II-specific. The transcript has 7 exons. Gene Ontology annotation, biological process: negative regulation of transcription by RNA polymerase II; positive regulation of transcription by RNA polymerase II; cell fate commitment. The record is from RefSeq and is a predicted model, not a curated record.
GCGGCCCAGCUUCAUCGGGCGAAAACGCAAAAUAUACAUAUCAAAAGCAGUGCGGAUAAGUUAAAGGAGCGAUCGCCCAUCGCUUUCCUUCACAUUUUCAUCAGCGCCCCUAAAAUGCGGGGCAGCGUUCGUUUCUUGUGGACGAAAUUUCGCCCACAUGUUUUCGUCGACGCCGGUCGUAGUUGCGUCAGUUUCCGGUCACCGCGAUGACGUCAGCGAAAUUUUUAUUUUAUUUUUGUUAACAACGGACUAAUUAUGCCGUGCAUAUUCGGAAAGGUCACCGUGGAUUUAUUUCGCGUUUUUGCAUAUAUAUAGCAAAAUUAGCCGGUCUCCUUAUCACUGUGUGAAUGCACUCCGAAUUCUCAAAACGGAUUAUACACACUUAUAAACGCCCAGUGUUCGGAAUGGGCAAAUAUUGGGGGAAAAAUUGUUUUUGUAUCUGUUGAGUGCGUCUGAAAAUGCAGAACGCUACAGUUGUAUGCGGCAAAUAUUGACGGAUCUUCCAUCUCUUGAUUUCGCUGUGUAGUGGAUUUAUUUGGCUUCCCAGCUGAAUGCGCGUGAAAUGGCGAUAGCGUUGGCCACAAUUGUAUUACCGGCAAACAAGGAAUGCGACAAAUGGCUGCUCCCUGGAACGGACCAGCCGACCACCUCGACACCGCCCCCACCUCCGCCCCGCACCCCUCCGCCACGCCCGCGCCCACCUCGGCGGCCGUCAGCCCGGCCUGCUCCUCCUCCGGCGACUCCCCGGGGGCGGCCACCGCCCCCCACCACGCCGCGUCCCCGCACCACCACGUCGACUCCCCGCGGGGGGCCGCCAACGAAACCCGCCGCCCCUCCGUCCUCGUCGCCCCCGGCCACGUCCUGGCCCCACCCGGCAACACCCUGGACACCCCCUCCGCCGGCACCGGGACCCCGGCCCCGCCCAGCAUCGCCAGCUACGCCGCCGCCGACACGCAGAACCUGCUGUCGCGGGUGACGGCGGCCGCCGGCCUGGAGGUCAGCGUCCCGCCGGGAUCCCUGUACAUCCCGGUGGCGGAGGCCGAUAUGCAGGACAUGUACGCCGCCUACGCCACGCCGGGCUUUUACAGCAGUAGCAGCGCCACCUACCCGGGGGGAUACGCCGGGCAGACGCCGUCCUACAGUGUCCUGCAGACGCCCAUGCAGAGCAGCUACGCCAGCCAGACCCUGCCGCAGUUGACGGGCGCCGUGACGCCGUUGAAUCAGCAGCACUACUGGUCGGCCUAUCCCGCCGAGCAGUACGGUUCGCGGUACUACCAGACGGCCAGCAACGCCGGGACCGCCGCGACGUACCAGGGCAUGCGGAGCUCCGGGUUGCACGGGUACAUGACUACGCCCUCCGCCGGCGAGAUCACCUGGGCCAGUACCGGGACGACGGCGUUUUCGCCGGAUGGCGGACUCAGCGCCUACACGGUCAACGUGCAGAAGGCCGCGCAGCAGCAACAACAGCAGCACGCGCAACAGACCGGACACCGCGGACAGCCCGUCGGAUAUCCCGAGUACGGCGUGGCGGAGGAGCAGUACAUGGAGGGGCGGGAGUGCGUCAACUGCGGCUCGCUGGUACGUGAAUACCCGCACACUCCGCUGUGGCGGCGCGAUCAGACCGGGCACUACCUGUGCAACGCCUGCGGCCUCUACCGCAAGGUCAACACUGUCAACCGCCCGCUGAGCAAACCCUCCAAACGGACGCAAAAUACCUCCCGCAGGGCGGACUUGAUUUGCUCCAACUGCGCCACGCACACCACGACCCUGUGGCGAAGGAACAACGACGGCCAUCCCGUGUGUAACGCCUGCGGCCUCUACUUCAAACUCCACGGCGUGGCCCGUCCAACGCAGAUGCGCAAGGACGCCAUCCAGACGCGCAAACGCAAGCCGCGUUGCGCCAGCGGCGGCAGCAGUAAGAAGGCCGCCACCGAGAGCAACCGCGUCGACAAAAUCACUCUCGAUAUCGGCGACCCCAGCAGCAAGCCGAUCAGCGCCCUCCCGUACGGCGGUCUGCCCAACGUCGUCCCGACAUCAUCGCACCACUCUGUGAUCACGCCCACCGGUUCGGCGCCCUCUCUGUCGCAGGCGCCCCCGCCCUACGCUGGCGGCGACCAGCAGGCGCCCGCCGAGGACAAACCCGAGCUCCUGCCGCACCCGGAGGACGCCGGCCACCUCCCGCCGCACCUCCGCCCCGCCCCCCGCGACAGUCCCCGCCCCCUGAUGCCGGUCUUCGCCCCGGCGCCGCCGCCGCACCCCAGCGCCACCGCUCCGGAGCUGACCGCCCGUCUAACGGCGUCGCAGUAAAUUGUGUCCCACGGCAAACCGCCCGCGACCGGUUGCCACGUUGCCUUUUGGUUUAAUAUUAUUAUUACCAAUUUAAUCGAAUAUUAAGUGAAAUGUGUUAUUGUUCGAUCCCGGCACUUUAUCGUACACGUAUAAAACAUUGUUUGUUAAUUAUUUUUAUUUUGCCGGUUGCGUUGUUUUUGUUGGUGUACGCGUUAUGUUGUGCGGUUGCCGGUCGGUUUAAUUGUACAAAUUAUUCACCAAAUUGCCAACGUUUUUCUACAGUGUUGUUUGUGACUGUACAUUUUUUUGUGCUCAAUACUCGGUUUGUCGUGAUUCAUGCCGACUGGCUAAUAAUACAUACUGAGUCAACG